This is a messenger RNA of Fusarium musae, 1401 nucleotides long. RefSeq lists its product as uncharacterized. Gene Ontology annotation, biological process: transmembrane transport. The transcript has 3 exons. NCBI's taxonomy places the organism in Eukaryota, Fungi, Ascomycota, Sordariomycetes, Hypocreales, Nectriaceae. Bases 1 to 1401 code for a protein of 466 amino acids. The record is from RefSeq and is a predicted model, not a curated record. Gene Ontology annotation, cellular component: membrane. Gene Ontology annotation, molecular function: transmembrane transporter activity.
AUGCCUGAAGAAAAGGCUCAGCAGGAUACCUUUGAGAGGGUGAUGGAGCAAAGAAGUCCUAUCACUGGCGACAGAAUGGCUCUUGUCACAGAGGCAGAGGAGAAGGCUGUCAUGCGCAAGCUUGAUUUCCAUAUUCUGCCUCUUUUGUUCCUGGUGUACACAUUUUCCAACUUGGAUCGCAGUAACUUGGGCAAUGCUCGUCUUGCAGGAUUGACAGAUUCUGUGAACUUGGAGGGCAAACGUUACGACUGGCUUGGAACGGCUUUCUAUAUCGCAUGUGAGUCACAGAACCAACAGGAGUGGCCAGGUUUUUCUACCAUAUCAGCAUGCCAGGCUGCCGUCACCAAUUACGCCAGUCUGGUCGUCCUGCGUGUGCUGCUCGGUUGUUUCGAAGGCAUGUUUUCCGGUGUGCCUCUAUAUCUGUCCUUCUUCUACCCCAGAGACAAAGUUGGCUUCCGCCAGGGCAUCUUCCUCUCUGGCUCUGCCCUUGCAAACGCAUAUGGAGGCGUUUUGGGAUAUGCUAUUCUGGGUAUUCGGGGCUCGGUUGCGCCAUGGCGAUGCCUGUUCCUCAUUGAAGGGUUACCAGUAUGGAUCGUCGCCAUCCUGGCAUGGUUCUAUCUCCCGGACGACCUGCUCAGCGCCAGAUUUCUUACCGACAGAGAAAAAGAAGUUGCCUGGCAGUGUGUUGGACGGGGACAAACCGUCGACUCAGAGGGCGCGGGAGGGGUUAGCUGGGCAGAAUGGCGUUCAGCAUUCUUGGACUGGCGGAGUUAUGUGCCAGGCUUGAUGUACUUCUCCUGCAACGUAUGCUUUGGCUCGCUGCCUCUCUUCAUUCCGACUAUCAUCUCCGAAAUGGGCACGUUCAACCACCAAGAAAGCAAUGGACUGUCCGCUCCCCCAUACGCUCUCUGCUUUAUCACAAUUCUGGCAUGUGCUUUUGCCAGCGACCGGGCUAAGCUACGUGGACCCUUUGUGGCCGCUGCUGCAAUUGUAUCAACAAUAGGAUACUGCCUUCUCGGUGUUUCCGAGGGGGUAGCUGCUCGAUAUGCGGGAGUCUUCCUCAGUGUACAAAUCUUUGUCAGUAUCAGCAUCCUGCUUCCGUGGGUUUCGAGCGUACACCACACUGAGAGCAAGCGCGCCGGUGGGUGGGCAAUAUUCGCUACGCUGGGCCAGUUUGGGCCCUUGGUUGGCACGAACAUAUUCCCCAAAGACCAGGGACCGUACUAUCACAAGGGUGCUUGGAUCUCCUGUGGGUUUACCUCGUUGGUCGUGCUCCUCAGUAUAACAUACUCGCUUUUACUUUGCUGGGAGAAUAAGCGACUGGACAGAGUGAUGAUUGAGGACGCCGGCGUAGCAAUGGAGGGCGAUGAUCAUCCAGGGGGGUUCCGAUAUGUCGUUUGA